Messenger RNA from Anolis carolinensis (green anole), 5885 nucleotides. RefSeq names its product neuronal pentraxin 1 (gene nptx1). Gene Ontology annotation, biological process: axonogenesis involved in innervation. The transcript is spliced from 5 exons. The coding region runs from base 16 to 1614 and encodes 532 amino acids. NCBI's taxonomy places the organism in Eukaryota, Metazoa, Chordata, Lepidosauria, Squamata, Anolidae. The record is from RefSeq and is a predicted model, not a curated record.
UUUUUAACUUAAUGCAUGACAACUGUACCCUGGUUCACUUCUGACAGGAUACAUAAACUAAGCACAGGAGGGGAGAUCCCACCCACACCCUCCUCUUUUGGAGGGAGACCCCCUUGCACGAGAGAGCGCGCGGCCACCAGGCAAUUAAAGCGGGAUUCCACCCCGCGCGUGACGUCAGCGGCGUGCGUGCCCCUCCCUCGCGCUAUAAAAGCGCCCGCGUUCCGCAGUCGGCUCAGCACUGUUCUCCGGACAGCUCCCGGUGCUGAAAGUCCGGGCAGGGUUGCCACGCUCGGGCCGUCCCUGAUGUCGCUCGCGGGCAGGCUCCUGCUGGCCCUCCUGGCCUCCUGCGGCCUUUUCCUGCCGGGGGGCGGGCAGGGCUUCGGCCAGACGCGCUUCAUCUGCACCUCGGUGCCCGUGGAUAUGGACAUGUGCACCUCGUCCAUGCAGAGCGGCGGCGGCGGCGGGGAGGACCUGAAGACCACGGUGCUGCAGCUGCGGGAGACGGUGCUCCAGCAGAAGGAGACCAUCAUGAACCAGAAGGAGACCAUCCGGGAGCUGACCACCAAGCUGGGCCGCUGCGAGAGCCAGAGCUCGCUGGAGGCGCUGCCCGCGGAGGGCAAGGGCUCCCCCGGGCGGAAGCAGCAGCCGGGCUCCGCCAAGAACACCAUGGGAGACCUCUCCCGCACGCCCGCCGCCGAGACCUUGAGCCAACUCGGGCAAACUUUGCAGUCGCUCAAGAUCAGGCUGGAAAACCUGGAGCAAUUCAGCCGGAUGAAUUCGUCGAGCCAGACCAACUCCCUGAAGGAUAUCCUCCAGAACAACAUCGACGAUUUAGAGAAGCAAGUGCUGUCUCGCAUUAACAGCCUGGAAGAAGGGAAGUACAACCCGAAGAACGAGUCGGAAGAAAGGGGGAAGAUAGAAAGCACUUUAACGUCCCUUCACCAAAGGAUCAGUGAGUUAGAGAAAGGCCAGAAAGACAAUAGACCCACAGACAAGUUUCAGCUGACUUUCCCUUUGCGAACCAAUUACAUGUAUGCCAAGGUGAAAAAAAGCCUGCCAGAGAUGUACGCCUUCACUAUCUGUAUGUGGAUAAAAUCAAAUGCUUCCCCGGGUGUUGGGACACCUUUCUCUUAUGCAGUACCUGGACAAGCCAAUGAGUUAGUGCUUAUCGAGUGGGGCAACAAUCCCAUGGAGAUCCUUAUCAAUGACAAGGUAGCAAAGCUUCCUUUUGUCAUAAAUGAUGGAAAAUGGCACCACAUUUGUAUCACGUGGACAACUCGUGAUGGUGUCUGGGAGGCUUACCAGGAUGGCACACAGCGAGGCAAUGGGGAAAACCUGGCCCCUUAUCAUCCUAUCAAGCCACAAGGGGUUCUUGUUCUGGGUCAGGAACAGGAUACUCUUGGAGGUGGAUUUGAUGCUACCCAAGCCUUUGUGGGAGAACUGGCCCAUUUCAACAUCUGGGACCGAAAGCUCACCCCGGGGGAGAUCUACAACCUUGCCACUUGCAGCACCAAAGCUCUGUCUGGUAGUGUCAUAGCUUGGUCUGAGACCAACAUUGAUAUUUAUGGUGGAGCCACCAAAUGGACAUUUGAAGCCUGUCGCCAGAUCAACUGAAAGUGCUGAUUCUCCCCCUUCCCAUUUAAAAUUCAUUUAACCCUUGGUUAACAGACAUUCUCCCCUACCCAGGAGUGAAUUAUGGACAAAUCUAUUUCCUUUUUCUGAGUUUUUUUCCUUUAAAAAGAGAUUCUAUGGGUUCUCCUAAAGAAUCAAUCACUUUUUAAUUAAGUAAUUAUUUUGUUUUUGUCUAGGAGACUUGGGCCAAGUCUUCUCUAAGGCAACUGGAACCUUUCAUCCUGACAAUUUGGGGGGUUCACUGUUUUUAUCCCAUCCUUCUUUUGUCCUAAUUUUCUCCCAUUUGGAUUGGGACUUUAUUCCCUUUCCAUUUUACUAUCUGAAGUCUCAUGAUAAAUGGUCUAAUUUUUCUGGCUUGCCAACUUCAUUUUGAAGCCUGAGUGCCUUUGGGCUGGUGCGACUCUUUCAGCACAUUUCUCUUCAUUUGCAUCUACUUUCCAAAAGGAUGUCUCUAUAUUACUACUUUAUUCAAAAGUCCUGGAAGCAGCCAUUCACCUGUGGGCAGAUAUUUUUUUCCCCCUUUUUGUAUUAAAAUUAUUCUCUGAGUGAGGAGGAUAAAAUAUGCUUUUUGAAUGACAUGUGAUGGUGGUUUGACUAGAUUUGUGGCAUGGAGGGGGCAGGGCAGUUUUUUCAACUCUUCCGGUCCCCUCUCCCACGGUCCACAUGAACUGGCCACAGCCAGAGCACAAGAGAGCCAUCUCUACCCCCAAAGGGUACACAUGAGACUCAGGAGCAUUGUCAGGCCUAGGAUACUAGACGACUUGUCCAGAUCCUGGCUUAUUAUAUAUAGGAGCUUUUGCCUCCUAUCUGUUUCAGAGGAGCUGCAGAACAGCUCCCUUUCCUAUUCUGCCUUCAUUUUGCCGUACAGCCUAAGGGGCUGCUUCUGUUAGCCAUUGCAAAGCCUAGGCAUCGUCCAGAGAACCUCCCUUCCUCAGAUGUUUAAUCGCUGCUUAUCCCAAAACUGUGGCCUGAAGAUGUCAGAGAAUUUCCCCUUGUCCGUUUCCUUUUCUUGCUCAUUGCUUUGUUCCCCAGCAAGCUCUGGCUUGCCUUCCCUUCCAGAAGCCCCCACAUCCUGGGCUUCUGGCAGACACUUGGCUGGGAGGUGAGGUUCCUUUCUUGUUGCUGUUUGAAACAUUCCCAUACCCUCUGCCAGUGCUCCUUUACUCUAAGAGCCAUAAACCUGAAGGGCUGGGGUGGGAGGGGGGCGCGGGUAGUGGCUGGGGGCUGCAAAGCAUGCUGUUGCAGUCUGAUUUCCAUGGCCGUAACUGCUGAGCUGAGAUUUUUGCCUUUGAAAUACAAAUCGGGUUCACUGCUGGGGGAGGGGGCAGGAUGCAAAGAGCCAUGCACCUUGCCUGUCCCCUCUGUGUUUAUGGGGCCUGAUGGGAUGCGAGGUAUACUUGGCUUUCAUAAAGGAUAAGAGAUCUUCCUUCUCAAAAGGAAGAUAGGAACUGUUCAGAGAGAGAGCUUUUAAGCACACUUGCCAAGAAACUGGGCAAAGGGCAAAUUUUGCCCUGACAUCUGAAUCUUGUGAACAGGCCUUUCUGUACACCUCUUUGCCCGUGCCAGAAAAGAGCCAGCCCUAGAUUUUUUAAAAAAGAAAAACUAACAGGAAUGACUACUGGAUCUUAUAAGUGUGUGAGGCCUUCCCAAGUCUAUCAAGGCAAACAGCAUGCAUUUCUUAUUCAAAUCAAGACACAACUGUGUUAUUUGGAAAGGCACCAGCUUUUGGAGACUGAAAAUGGAAGUUUUUGGCUUUUCUUAUGUGGAUUGUGCUUUGGUUUGACAAGAAUGCAUCUUCUUCCCCUUGGAGUGGGAAAGGUUUCCAAGUGAUGUGUUGUUUCGGUGAAGCUUAAUGAUUCUGUCCAAGUUCGUGGUGCCCUUAGAUAUCCUGCAGGCUUACAGGGAAGACAAGGGGUGCCCUGUUGUUUCUUGCAUGUUUCAGUAGGUGCCUCAGCCAUAUUUUACCUGGUCUAAUGCUUGCCUGCUUGCAUGGGCUACUGCAGAGCUGUGGGGGUUUGCUGAGUGAUAGUUCAUGCUUAAAAAAGUCAUCUAAGCACAUUCGUAGAGGUCAAGUGUGGCUGGAGAAAGGUGGCUAAUGAUGCAGUGUUCUCCCCCAUGAUAAAGAGCACCACACCUUUUUUGGUAUUUUUUAAAAACAACAACAGUAACAACAGUCCUAGUGACCUUGAAUCUGUGAGAAUUUCCCCCUCCAACAUUGCCAUAUCUUGUAGGUUCCUGGGGCGGUGAAGUUCUCACUUCAGGACUGUCCCAAAAAGAGAACAGUGGACACUAUUUUUGAGCACCUCUACCAAGCAAUGUACACUGUGCCGGCGGAUCAGAUUUACUGAUGCUUACCAAAGCAGAAAGUGUUUGGAGUGGUCCCUUCAAUGCUAUUGGGAGUGGUCUGUUCCAUGCUGGGCUUACUGGGACCUGUAACUUCAGCACAAAGGGGGCUUUUGUGAGCAUGAAAUAAACAUCUGAUCCACCCCAAAACAAGCCUAAUGCUUAAUAUGAUUGAUGUUCCCUUUUGCACUGAAUAAUACAUGCCUCUCUCAGGUAAUGUCCUUUUAUAUUUUCAACCAACUCAAUGUAAGCACUACACAUGUUGUGUGUGUUUGCCUAAAUACUAUCUGACAGUUCCCCAAAUACUCCUUUUAAGGAAGAGAUUCACUGACUGUUUUCACAGUUGUAGUUCCACUGAGAACUCAGUUAUAUACUUUCGGCCAGUGGUUUUAACCUGUGGGUCCCCAGAUGUUCUGGCCUUCAACUCCCAGAAAUCCUAACAACUGGUAAACUGGCUGGGAUUUCUGGGAGUUGUAGGUCAAAACACCUGGGGACCCACAGGUUGAGAACCACUACUUUAGGCCAAAGGUUCUCCACAUAUUGAUGGAGAGUUCCCAUCAGCUAUGGGCAGCAUAGUCAAUGGUGAGAGAUGAUGGGAAGGUAAUCCAGCAACAUCUGGAAGGCCGCAUUUUCCUCUUAUGUGAUCUAGGCAGUGAAUCAACAUUUGCCACGAUCCUAAGCAGGUGUAAGUUUUCAAAUAAAUUUCCAUAGAACUUACCAAAAACUGCAUUUAGAAUUACGGUUUCAUUGUAUUAUUAUUUAAAUGUCAUUUACAUUCCCUUGGAAGUUUAAAUACAGUUUAAAAUGUCAAGCAUUCCUGUUUUUGUAAACACACACACACACACACACACACACACACAUACACACACACACACACACCAAACACUCUCUUGUUGUAAAAGAAAGGUAUUUUUAUUAGAAAAGAAUCUAUAGAAAAUGAACGGGUAUUCCCUGAAAAAUACUUUUAAGAUACAGAUUAAGGAUUAAAGAUUGAUAAACUUAUUUUGAAAUAUAAAAUGUUUUUAUAUGGUUUCAUUUUUAAAAGAAUUCCUGGUUUGUACUAAUAGACUUGCAGCCAUCAGCCCUUUAUAUUACCUCACCCUCUCUGAUCCCGGCCAAGAGCUUUUCUUCCUGGCUAGGAGGGGGAAAGGGGGGGGGAGGGAGGGAGGACAAAUUCGUGAGGCUCAGUCGAGCCACUUUGUCCAAUUCUGAAGCCGUGGCAAAUGAAUAUGUAAGGAGGAUGUAAUAAGAAGUUCAAGGUUGAUAUUGCUGCACUAAUGGAAGGCUGCUGUUUGUUAGAUAUUGAAGUGGAUCAUGUGACCACCCAGAUAAAAACACAAUGCUCAAAUGCUAGGGGGAAAAUUCUAUCUGAAUAUAACCAACACAAACCCAUCCUAGGUACCUUGCUUUUAAACCUUGGCUCACAGCAGCAUAUUUUAAGCAGUAUUCUUUUUAAAAAAAUCACCAACAAACUUGUACUUUGAAAGAUCGAUCUCCUAAUGAUCCUUAUUGGAAACCUCCUUGAAGCUAAUGGUGAAUGUUUAGUAUAAUCAGAUGAAGGGGGAAAAGCAUGUGAAGGCAAAUAAAUCCAGUCCAAAUUGCCUGUGAUUUGCCAAAAACUAAAAAAGGGGUGAUAGUGAUAUAAUUGUAUAUAUUGUACAUUGUGAAAGAGGAUAAAUGUUUCUUGAGUUAUUGUUCUGUUGACCAAAGCUGUAUAUUUUUCCUGUUUCUUGCUAUCAAUCUUUACUGGGUUUCGAAUGAGUUGUUGUUCUAUUUUACAUCCACAGUCCACAUCAGCGGUUCUUAAAAUGCACUGUUUCUACUGGUUCGUCAUGCUUUUUUUUUUUCAUUUUACUGCUGAACAUGAAUUGUUGAGUUUAUUUUUACACAAUAAAGAGUGAUGAAAGACA